Molecule: messenger RNA, 1521 nt
Organism: Populus nigra (black poplar)
Lineage: Eukaryota; Viridiplantae; Streptophyta; Magnoliopsida; Malpighiales; Salicaceae
Product: F-box/kelch-repeat protein At3g23880-like
Exons: 1
Coding region: 47-1243 (398 amino acids)
Molecular function (GO): protein binding
Source: RefSeq, a predicted model, not a curated record
UAUAAAAUACUCAAUUUACUCACCACCAUUAGGUCUCCCUCCUCCCAUGAGAAGCAAGCGAAGAUUAAGAGAAUUAAUGGCUAACAAAGGCACUUUGCCUCAAGAAACCCUCACUGACAUCCUCUCAAGACUUCCCAUCAAAUCUUUAACCCGUUUCCAAUCCGUUUCUAAACCCUUCUCUGCUUUGAUCAAUUCCCCUGCUUUCAUUUCCGCCCAUCUUCGCCGUUCUUCUCGCCAUUCCUCGUUUUUCUUCCGCCAUUUCAAUAACCCAUCUGGGUCUAACUUUUCUUUUUUCUUAAACAAUAACCAAAUCAGUGAUGUUGAAGUUCCUUUGUUGGGUUGUUUGAUUAGGUUCCCAAAAAUUGUUGGUUCCUGCAAUGGUCUGGUCUGUCUUGACAUCUCAUCUUGUUAUGCGAGGGGGUUUGUUUUGUGGAAUAUUGCUAGGAAGCAGUAUUCUUGUCUCCCUAGUCCAAGAAUCAGUGAUUCUCGUAGACCCUUUUGGAUGGUUUCAACUGGGUUUGGAUUUGAUCGCAAAAAGAAUGAUUACAAAGUUGUAAGAAUAGUGAGUUUCGGCUGCGAAAAGGAUGAAUCGCCUGUUGUGAUGGCUGAGGUUUUCUCAUGGAGGACUUUUUGUUGGAGAGUGAUUGAAGCGAGUAUUGGGGCCUGUGCGAUACAUGAAGGACAGAAUGGUGUGGUUGUCAAUGGAGGGUUGCAUUGGUUAGGUAAUAGUGCUGGAAAAUCAGGUAUUCAGAAGUUUAUUGUGUCAUUUGAUUUGGAUACUGAAGAGUUUAGAAAGAUCCCAAUACCAGACUUUCCGGCCGGAAUUUGUGUUAAAAUUAUGGGGUUUAAAGGGUCACUUGCACUGGCAUUUUAUCCUGCAAAGGAAGUGGAUGUCCAUUCUAGACAUGGAAGACCUGGUGUGGCUGAUUGGAUUGAGUUUUGUGUAUGGGAUGAAUGUGAUGGUGCUGAUGGAAAGUGUUGGACUAAAUUGAAUUCUAUCCAAUUAACUACUGUUGGACACCCUGUCGGUGUUGCAAAUGAGACAGGAUUGAUAAUUAAGAAGUUGAUGGAGGGGCAGGGUGCUCAAUUCAUUUUGUUUGAUCCUAGUAAUCAAUAUUACAGAGGGAUGCAUAUUUGUGACGCUAGCUACUCCUGUGAUGUUCAUAGUUAUGUGGAAAGUUUUGUUCCAGUGAGUGGAGGAGGGCAAGAUCAGGUUAUAGAAGAGGAGCCUGGUGAGGGAUAAUUGGAGUCUGUUUUUUUCCUCCACGCUAGUUGCUGGCUCUUGCUCUCUCUUAGGGUUAUAUAUAUAUAUAUAUUUGGGGAGGAUUAUGUUAUCUGCUACUAUCUAGUGAUCUUGUAGGAUCAUAGCUUAGUUCUUUUUGUGUUUUUUAGGGACUAGUGUUUUAAUUUUGACUUGCUUACAGUGUUAGCUGAGAAAGAGACCAUCAUGAGCUAUGGGUCUGCCCUUUCGCUCGUUUUGGUUGCUCGACGCAUAUAUAUAAUACGUAUUGUUUGUUUUUA